UCACUACUGUUACAUUCAUAAUCAAUGGGACCGUAAGCUUUGUUUUCUUGUAUAAAUUCUAACGGUCGGUUACAACCAAAAAAUGUUGAAUUUCGCCAUGUGACAAAUAAGAAACGUUAACCAACCUUAUCGCUAAGAUGCCAAUAAAUAUCGAACCAUUUGCCACCCCAAUUAUUGCAAUUCACUCUCCUUCUCAUCCAUCCUCCCACUCAGGUGAUAUCUGACGGAUCUUAACGGCCAAGAUGUCUUGGGACGACGGAAAGCACACCAAGGUGAAGAAAAUUCAGCUUACUUUUGAUGACGUCAUUAGAUCCAUCGAGGUGGAAUACGAGGGAACCAACCUUAAGUCCCAGCGUCGUGGCACUGUCGGCACCAAAUCAGACGGAUUCACACUGAGCACGGACGAGUACAUAACAAGUGUGUCUGGUUACUACAAAACCACUUUUUCGGGAGACCAUAUAACGGCGCUAACGUUUAAGACGAACAAGAAGACAUAUGGACCUUACGGAAACAAAACUCAGAACUACUUUUCCGCUGACGCGCCCAAAGAUAGCCAAAUAGCCGGGUUUCUAGGAACCAGCGGCAAUGCUCUCAGCUCCCUCGACGUUCACUUUGCUCCCAUUCCUACCCCUGGCGGCGGUGGUUCAAAACCCGGUGGUUCUGGAAAUGAAUCUGGUGGCGGCGGCGGUGGUUCAAAACCUGGUGGUUCUGGAAAUGAAUCUGGUGGCGGCGGCGGUGGUUCAAAACCUGGUGGUUCUGGAAAUGAAUCUGGUGGCGGCGGCGGUGGUUCAAAACCUGGUGGUUCUGGAAAUGAAUCUGGUGGUGGCGGCGGUGGUUCUGGAAAUGAAACCGGUAAAGAUGGACCAGGAAAGGUGGGACCGCUUGGUGGUGAAAAGGGAAAUGUAUUCGAAGAUGUUGGUUUCGAAGGUGUGAAGAAAAUAACCGUCGGAGCAGAUCAGUACAGUGUAACAUACAUCAAGAUCGAGUACAUAAAAGAUGGACAAGUUGUUGUCCGUGAGCAUGGGACAGUUCGUGGGGAACUCAAAGAGUUUUCAGUGGACUAUCCGAACGAUAAUAUCACGGCCGUUGGUGGAACCUACAAACAUGUUUACACCUAUGAUACGACUCUCAUCACAUCGCUUUACUUCACAACCUCCAAAGGUUUCACCUCUCCAUUAUUCGGUAUCGACAGUGAAAAGAAGGGAACAGAAUUCGAGUUCAAAGGUGAAAAUGGAGGAAAGCUUCUUGGGUUCCAUGGACGUGGAGGUAAUGCUAUUGAUGCAAUUGGAGCUUACUUCGACACCGGUUCACAAGGAGGUAAGGGCGGCGGCGGUUCACAAACUGAUGUCCCCGGGAAGAAGGGACCUCUUGGUGGUGAAAAAGGAGAAGAAUUCAACGAUGUUGGUUUCGAAGGUGUGAAGAAAAUUACCGUUGGAGCCGAUCAAUACAGUGUAACUUACAUCAAGAUCGAAUACGUGAAAGAUGGAAAAGUCGAAAUCCGUGAGCACGGGACAAGUCGUGGGGAACUACAAGAGUUUUCAGUGGACUAUCCAAACGAUAGUAUCACGGAAGUUGGUGGAACCUACAAACAUAACUACCCCUAUGAUACGACGCUUAUCACAUCGCUUUACUUCACAACCUCCAAAGGUUUUACCUCUCCAUUAUUCGGUAUCAACAGUGAGAAGAAGGGAACAGAAUUCGAGUUCAAAGAUGAAAAUGGAGGGAAGCUUAUUGGUUUGCAUGGACGUGGUGGUAAUGCUAUUGAUGCCAUUGGAGCUUACUUUGACACCGGUUCACAAGGUGGUGACGGAGGCGACGUCCCUAGCAAAGACGGUCCUAAAACUGAUGUCCCCGGGAAGAAGGGACCUCUUGGUGGUGACAAGGGAGAACCAUUCGACGAUGUUGGUUUCGAAGGUGUGAAGAAAAUAACCGUCGGAGCAGAUAACUUGAGCAUAACUUAUAUCAAGAUCGAAUACGUAAAAGAUGGAAAAGUUGAAGUCCGUGAGCACGGAACGGCUCGUGGGAAACUAAAAGAGUUUUCAGUGGACUAUCCAAACGAUAGUAUCACGGAAGUUGGUGGAACCUACAAACAUAACUACACAUAUGAUACGACGCUUAUCACAUCGCUUUACUUCACAACCUCCAAAGGUUUUACCUCUCCAUUGUUUGGUAUCGACAGUGAAAAGAAGGGAACAGAAUUCGAGUUCAAAGAUGAAAAUGGAGGAAAACUUAUUGGGUUUCAUGGACGUGGUGGAAAUGCUAUUGAUGCUAUUGGAGCUUACUUUGACACUGGUUCUAAACCUGGUGGCACUGGCGACAGUGGAAGUGGUUCCAACAGCGGUUCUAGUCCUCAAAAACUUGACGCACAAGGAGGCAAGGGAGGCAACCAAUGGGACGACAGUGGUGAUCACGAUGGUGUGACGAAGAUACAUGUAGCAUUUAGUCGAGUGAUUGAGCAAAUCAAGUUUGAGUAUGUCAAGAACGGAGAGACAAAGGAAGGACCUGCCCAUGGUGUGAAAGGAGGAGCUAGAACUAUGACUGGAACGUUUGAGAUAAGUCAUCCCAACGAGUAUCUCCUGUCCGUGAAAGGUUGGUCCGAUUCAUCCAACAAGAUUGUCGGGAUUCAGUUCACAACCAACACAAAGACUUCAGAUUAUUACGGGUUUGAAAAAUAUCCUGGAGAUGAAGGUACAGAUAUUUUACUUGAAGUGAAAGACAAGAAGAUUGUCGGCUUCCAUGGCUUCGCCGACACUCAACUCAACUCUGUUGGAGCUUACUUCGCUCCCAUCGCCUCAACUCCAUUGAAACCUAGCAAGAAGCUACAAGCAGUAGGUGGUGAUGAAGGAGCUUCAUGGGAUGAUGGUGCUUUCGACGGCGUUAAGAAAAUACAAGUAGGGCAGAACAAUGAUGGUGUGUCUUUCGUGGCGGUCGAGUACCAGAAUGGCUCUCAGAAAGUUGUUGGUGAUGGUCAUGGCAAACAAUCACCGCUUGGAGUUGAAACGUUUGAGCUUACGGAUGGUGAGUACAUUACGUCCGUGGGAGUCUACUAUGACAAAAUCCAUGCAGAGGGACGUGGUGUGACAGUGGUGACGAGUUUAAUAUUCAAGACUAAUAAGCAGAUAUCUCAACCAUUUGGAAUGACUGGCGGAGAAUAUGUUGAGCUUAAGGAAGAAGGUAACAAGAUCGUUGGGUUCCAUGGAAAAGCUAGCGAUUGGGUUCAUCAAAUUGGAGUCUAUGUUGCACCAGUCACCAUAUGAAAAGAUUAUUGUGGGUUGCUUCUUUGAUUUUCAAUGAAUAAAGUUAUGUCAGAGACCUACUUGUUGUGGAUGAGGUCUCUUGAUGGACUAUGUUUUCUGUUUGUGCUUGAGUGUUAUGUUUGUGGUUAAGUGUUUGUGGAUUUUAAUAAAAGGAGGUUUGUGUUAAGUAGAA
This is a messenger RNA of Brassica oleracea var. oleracea, 3429 nucleotides long. RefSeq names its product jacalin-related lectin 34-like. NCBI's taxonomy places the organism in Eukaryota, Viridiplantae, Streptophyta, Magnoliopsida, Brassicales, Brassicaceae. The record is from RefSeq and is a predicted model, not a curated record. Gene Ontology annotation, molecular function: carbohydrate binding. Bases 243 to 3257 code for a protein of 1004 amino acids. The transcript has 8 exons.